Linnemannia hyalina is the source of this 657-nucleotide messenger RNA. The record is from the annotation of a GenBank genome assembly. Lineage: Eukaryota; Fungi; Mortierellomycota; Mortierellomycetes; Mortierellales; Mortierellaceae.
AUGGUUCUCUAUUUCACGUCCAAUGUGGUGACCCCGUCGGCGGUGGUGUACAUGGGCAAGGACAAGUUCGAGAACGAGGACCUGAUCAAGCACGGAUUGGAGCAGGACGUCUGGUUCCACGUUGACAAGCUCUCCAGUGCUCACGUCUACCUCCGCCUGACUCCUGACAUGACCUGGGACAACAUCCCUCAACCCCUCCUCGACGACCUCGCCCAACUGGUCAAGGCAAACUCGAUCGAGGGCAACAAAAAGAACAACCUUACCAUCAUCUACACUCCCUGGGCCAACCUCAAGAAGUCCGGAGAUAUGGAUGUGGGCCAAGUCUCGUUCAAGAAGAACAAUCUUGUGAAGAGAGUCCAUGUUGCCGAGAGGAUCAACGACGUUGUCAACCGGUUGAACAAGACCAAGGUGGAGCGGUUCCCGGAUCUGGCACAGGAAAAGGCGGAUUAUGAGCGGAAUCAACGUCGGGCUGUGAAGCAGAAGGAGAGUGAGAGGGUUCAGGAUGAGUACAAGAAAGUGCAGGAUUUGAAGAAGAAGGCUGCUGAUAGAGGGUACGCGUCGAUCUUUGAGGAUGAGGAGAUGAUGAAGGGGUCGUCUAAUUACCGUAACAUGGACCAUGAUGGUGACGCCGAGGCCUUUGAGGAUGACUUUAUGUAG